AUGACAAUCGACCCAGUCCUCGCUACCCAGCCGCAAGAGCGCACCAAAGCUCACUGGAACGACCGUGUCGUAAAGAAACGCACCAGGCAAUUAGCUCUCAUUCCUUCAUCUUGGCACCUUCCAUCGGCGGUUUUAGAGAACCCACCUCUUUCAAGUGUGGAGGUAAUCCGUGGAAGCGGAAUACUUUCUCCAGAUGAGCUAGCAUGGACCGAGAUAACAGACAUCCGCGAGCUCGCCGAGCUCGUCAAAACUCAGCGUGUGACAAGCGAGAAACUGACAACAGCUUACUGCAAGCGUGCUGCGAUUGCACAGCAGUUGACCAAAUGUCUCACGGAAAUAUUCUUUGACAAAGCUCUGAGCCGUGCAAAAGAGCUCGAUGAGCACUUACGGAAGACGGGUGAGGUUGUUGGCCCUUUGCACGGAAUUCCAAUCUCAGUGAAGGAUCGGUUCGAUGUUGAGGGGCUGGACACCACCGUGGGUUGGGUUGGUUUAACCAACAAGCCAGCUACAUCCAACAGCUCGAUUGUGCAGCUGCUCGAAUCUAUGGGAGCAGUGCUAUAUGUUAAGACAAACAUUCCUCAGUCACUAAUGAUGGCCGACUCGUACAAUCAUGUCUUUGGUCAAUCUGUCAACGCCUUCAAUCACACUUUGAUUUCUGGCGGAAGCUCUGGCGGCGAGGGUGCUCUUGUGGGUGCUGGGGGCAGUAUCCUGGGAAUUGGCACCGACAUUGGCGGUUCUAUCCGAGUUCCUUCAGCUUUGCAGGGCCUUUACUCCAUAUUUCCGACGACAGGACGAGUACCGUGGGACUGCUCAUUCUUACAUCAACAUUACUUGAUACCCCCUGUUGCAGGACCCAUGGCCUCGUCUCUCGCUAGCACGGAGUAUUUCAUGGAGAGCCUUCUCGCGUCCGAACCGUGGAAAGUUGACGCAACCGCCAUUCCUAUCCCAUGGAGAAAGGAUCUCGCAACUCCUCCAGCUGAUCGAAAGCUGAAGCUGGGGGUUAUCUUUGAUGACGGUGUUGUCAAGCCGCAGCCACCUGUUGCAAGAGCGAUGCGUGAGACUGUAGAGGCUUUGAGGGCUGCGGGCCAUGAAGUUAUUGAAUGGGAUACAUCCCUUCACUUGGCCACCACCAACCUGUGGACGAAAGGAAUUCUGGCAGACGGCGGCCAACACUGUCGCGCCCUAUGCGACCUCAUCGACGAACCAUUGAUCGAGGGGAUGAUUGUUGGCACGCCAAAAGAUCUUCUUUCAGUCGACGAGCGAGAACAGUAUGAGCAUACGGAAAACACCAUUCAAGCAGCUUACUUGAAGCAAUGGACUCAUUCAGGAAUCGAUGCCCUUAUAAUGCCAGUCUUGCCGUGGGUGGGCUACAAACCCAAGACAUGGGUCAAGAGCAAGCAAUGGUUGGGCUACACAGCUAUGUGGAAUCUGCUCAACUAUGCAGCAGUCACCGUCCCUGUCACAAAUGCGAACAGAGAUCUUGAUUCUGUAGGUGCAAAUGGGGGCGAGUGGGAAAAUCAUUCCAUUAGGAACGAGUCGGAUGCUUUCAACUAUCUGCAAUAUGAUGUUGACCUUGUUCAUGGGAUGCCCGUUUGUGUGCAAAUUGUAGGAGGGAGGUUUGGAGAAGAAAAGGCCGUGGCGGUUGGCAAAGUUGUUGAUGAGCUGAUGAACCAGAGGUCCUGUCCAUGA
Messenger RNA from Penicillium brevicompactum, 1689 nucleotides. RefSeq lists its product as uncharacterized. The record is from RefSeq and is a predicted model, not a curated record. The transcript is spliced from 7 exons. NCBI's taxonomy places the organism in Eukaryota, Fungi, Ascomycota, Eurotiomycetes, Eurotiales, Aspergillaceae. Bases 1 to 1689 code for a protein of 562 amino acids.